Trichoplax adhaerens is the source of this 3063-nucleotide messenger RNA. RefSeq lists its product as uncharacterized. The coding region runs from base 1 to 3063 and encodes 1020 amino acids. The transcript has 20 exons. The record is from RefSeq and is a predicted model, not a curated record. Lineage: Eukaryota; Metazoa; Placozoa; Uniplacotomia; Trichoplacea; Trichoplacidae.
AUGGUUGUAAGCAAGUAUAUUAAAAGUGUGAUCGACAAAAAUUAUUUAGAAAUAAGGGCAAUAGUCCCUUUGGUAGAUAUAUCGUAUGAUUUGCGGGCUAUACAAAUCCUAUCCAAUGAAGAAGUUGAAAAGCUAAGAGAUGACUGUAAAUCUGACAAAGAACGAGCCUUUGAAUUCCUAAAAAUACUGGAAUCAAGCAGUGACGAAAAUUUUUAUCAAUUCUGCAGCUUACUAAAAGUGAGUAAUAUUCGAAAUGUUCAGAAACUUGGCGAGCGAUUAGAAAAAGAGGCCUAUAAAACUACAGAAAUAAAAGAACACUCUAAAAAUCAUUAUCAGGUACUGAAUAACCUACAUCAAUCAAUAGAAGAAAAUCCUAUUUUGCAUCCUUUUCGCAACAUGAUAUCCAAGUUGCUCGAUUGGAAUUCACCAUCCUAUACAUCAUCCUCACUAAUCGAUGGGACUUUGGAAUCAAGUUUCAAUUCUUUGGAUGAAGAUAAAAUGCGAUUAUUUGAGCAGUUGGCUGUAUUUAAGCGAGUCAAUAUUCCCAUUCAAUCUGUUGUAUCGUUAUGGAACUGCAAUCAAACGAAAGCUCAUCUUUACUUAACGGAAAUGAAUAAUAAAUCAUUACUUACUUACGAGUAUGAUGCAGACAAAUCUUACUGUGUUUUACACGAUUUGAUGGUGGACUAUCUACACCAACGACUCUACUCACAGACAUCCAGCCAAGAUUAUUGCAAAAUACUAAACAAAAUGUUGAUCGAUGGUUACCCUGAAAGUAAUGAAGAUCUUCAAACUAUUAUGACUGAUUUCAAUUGGAUGAAAUGUAAAAUCCAAUCAGACAAAACGAUCUAUAACCUCGUCUGCGAUUUAACAGACUAUAUCGACUAUCUAAAGGAAAGAAAAGAGAACGGGAAGGACCUUCGUCAACUCGUGGUGCUUCUCAAGCAACAACAACCUCGCCUAGAUGCUGUCGAUGCAGAUAUCAUUAAAAUGAUCUUAUGGGAUGAUAUGUCAGAUAGUUGGAUGAAAAAACGAGCUUUACAAUUAGCUAAGGAAAAUGUGCGAAAUGGCGAUGACAAUUUAAGUUACUGGAGCAUGUCAGAGUGUUCAACUGGUGCAACAACGACUGAAUAUACUUAUGAUGUAUGCCAACGAUUCGGUAAGAAUGAACACGACAAAUUUAUAUCAGUUUCGAAUCCCGACUUUGGACCUUUGCGAAUAAUUGGUAGUGAAAAUAAUGGUACACAAGACUUGCAAAUUGUGAUUAAAGAUUAUCAAACAUCAAAAAUUGAACUUAAAAUAUCUCCAUAUACCUGGAUUGAUAGUGUUGAAAUCUCAGCUGACGGUCGGACUGUAGCCUUCAAGUCUAAUGAGUGGAUCGUUCACGAUAUCGAUAAAAAUAAAGAAAUAGACUUUGCUAAAAACGAAGAAGGGAAAGUCAUUAAAACUGAUUUUUGUUCGUUACAAUUUUGCCCUGCUGUAUCUGAAACCAAAGUCAUCAUGACACUCUCUAAAGAUCGCCGUGAAGUUACGAUUUGGAAGAUUGAGGGGAAUUGCAUUAGACCUUUGAAUAAGCGAAUACUAUGCCAAUACAACAUACGAUAUUGUCAAUGGGUACAAGUGCAUGAUAGCGUUCGUGUCUUGUUGGGGUGGAGAAAUUUUAAUGAAUUUGGUAAAAGUCGACAUACAUCUGACGAUCCGUUAAACAAGAUUAAUGAAUGGCAAAUUGAAAUAUGGCAUGUACAGCGAUGGACUUGUCUAUCAUUGAAAGUACCUGAUUACAUCCAUGCAAAGGAUGAUGGUCGGUACUUUGCUACCAAUGAUUCUAAAGAAACAUAUACAGGUUCCAACCUUGAAACCAAUGGUACAAUUGGUCUGUUAAAAAUGAAACAAUUUGGAAAAAUGGAAUUUGAAAAUGAAUUUCGGCCAAUAUUACAUCAUAUUCCACGAGUUGAGAAUAUUUCGGUAUCAGACGAUCAGCAAAUGAUUUUCAUUUACUUCGCGCGCGCUCGCGAUGAAUAUUAUCGUCGUAGUUAUAUGGGUACAUUUGACUGUCGUGAGAAUAAGAAACUCAUACUUAAAAUGCGAUGUUGUCAAGUCCAAUCUUGUGUUCAAGUUGAGCAAUCUGGUCCACCAAUGUUGAUUCCUGGUAGUAAUCGAUUGCUUAUUUAUGAUCGCUCUCAAACACAUAAUGUAUAUGAGUAUAAUUUACAAGGCGAUAAAAUUGCUUGGCAAGAUAUCCCUCAAUCAAAAUCAUAUGAUGAUCUUAAAAGAUCUGAAAUUACCGUCCCCGAAUCUACCGUACCCGAAACUUCCGUCAACAUAUUCAACGAGAUGCUGUCCCAAAAUUGGAUAAUAACCAUUAGCCUUACGACCGGAAAGAAGAUAAUUGAUCGACCUGCAUGUAUUGCAAAAGCUAAUAUUGAGUACUUUGAUGAUGAUUAUCUUUAUGCUUGGGAAUGCGAGGAAUCUAAUUCAAACUCGUAUAGCUUCAAAUGUUAUAAGAUUGGAGAUGGUGAAUAUCAUAUGAAAUUACUGCAAACCAUAAGAUACAAACAUAUGGAAAAAUUAAUCUUUAAAAUAACUAUGAAUUACAACUCUAAUGGAGCCAAUUAUAAUCCUACGAUUGAACAAUCGUCUUUUUCGAAGGAGAAAGUGUUAGUUGAUGCAUGGGGAGAGAGAGAUGCCAAUAUGAUUGCCAAUCUACCGGAAAAAUAUCGUCAUGAAAAUUAUUUUCUACUACUGGAAAAUGGAGACCAUAUAGCAAUAAUUGCUAGAACUAACCAACUAUUCAUGAAAAGAUACAAAGACAAUAUCAAAUACUUCGACAGUCGCACCCAAUUCUUCAACCCUGAAAAUUUAUGGUCGGACAAGCAUUUAAUCCUGUACGAGUAUGAUCGAGUGCAAUCCAAAUUCAAUAUUUAUAAUGCUCAAACACUACAGCUACAAAUCAUUCUACCAUUUACUCACUUCGGUGUCGCGGACAUUCAGUGGAAUCUUCAACAAUCUCAACUCAUCAUUAAGGGUUUUAAGGAUUACUGCUUAGUAACCGUCAUUGAAUAA